Pelagomonas calceolata is the source of this 834-nucleotide messenger RNA. Lineage: Eukaryota; Pelagophyceae; Pelagomonadales; Pelagomonadaceae. The record is from the annotation of a GenBank genome assembly.
UGUCGAGUUGUCCUCGCCUCGCAGCGAUCGCGCCACCGCAGCGGUUGCCUCGGCGCUAGAAUAUGCGUUGAAAUCGCAGCCCAGCGAGCUGGCGCGACUCGUUUGGCGCGCAGCAGCGCGUGCUAGCGGCUGUAGAGACACUAGCGGCCUUGUAAAAAAGCGGCACCAGUUUGCACCUUGCACGCACUGGUGAGCCGCAUCAGUGGACAGAAUUGCAGAUAUAUAAACCAGGGACCGUCCUGUUGCUUCUCGUGAAGCGUAACUUGCUUCCACCGCUACUACAGCCCACUGCACACUCAGCACUGCUCUGCACGGACUCAGAUGCGAGUUCUAGGCCCACUCUUGCUGCUUAGCACCACCGCUGCACUCGUGCCAUGUCGCAGGCCACGGCUGCCGGUUGCCCAAGCGGCGCGCCGUGUGACGCGCGGCGGCGCGCUGCAAGCGACCCCAGUCGGCGCGGGCGGCGGCGGCGGUCGCGCCCUGCUCGCGCUCACGAUCGCGCUCGAGGUCUUCGCGACCACGAGCAUGAAACUCGCGUCGACGCGGCCGAUCUGGCACCUCGGUACUGUGGUUGGCUACGGCUCGUGCUUUUCCGUUUUUCCCCUCGUGCUGCGGAAGAUGCCGCUCGGCGUCGCCUACGCGAUCUGGUCGGGCGUCGGCACCGCGUUGACCGCUUUGAUCGGCGCCGCGAUGUUCGGUGAGGCGCUGUCGACGCAGAAAGUAGGGGCCCUCGCGGUCAUCGUCGCGGGCGUCGUGCUGCUGGAGCUCGCCCACUAGAUGGGCGGUCGCGGCGAUGGCGCUGCCCUAGAUAUAGUAAGGUGACUUAUGUGAGGC